AUAAGGCGGUCUCCAGCUAGAUCCACGCUCUACAGAAUACCGAUUGAGAAUAUUACAGAUAAAGUACGUUAUUGUUGCUGUUUGCGGCGAUAAGGACUUUGAAUCGGUAUGCUGUAGGACGUAUGCCUGUGACAGAGAGUGGCACAGUGAGGCUGUUGAGGCUGCCUCCCACCAAGAAGAGUUGCUCAGUAAACUUGUCUAGGCUUUCUGUGAUAAAGAGGUGCUCAGUAAGGCUGUCAAGGCUUCUUGUGACAGAUAAUUGGUGCUCCGUAAGGUUGUGUAGGUUACCUGUGACAAAGAAGAGGUGCUCAGUAAAGUUAUCUACUCUGCCUGUGACGCAAAAGUGUUGCUCAGUAAGGUUGUCUAGGCUGUUGAUGGCAACCAUUGCCCAGAAGUUGGGCAAACAGGGUAGCGAAUCCAUGGGCUUACCCCAUGGAGAGGAGACAGAGGAGCAGACUGAUCCACACAAAAAGCCUCAGGCAGAGGCGCAGACCAAUCCACAUGAAAAACCACAGGACACCAAUGGGGAGGCUGUCUGUGCUGCAUCUGAACAAGGCCAGGAUCUGCCUCCAGAAGAGCUUCCUGUACCAUCUUCCACCCCGGGAAAUCGUCUACAGAGAAAAAGAGUCCCUAAUCCGAAAUAUCAGAGAGAACCAGACACGACCAACCUACAAUGUCCUGACUCAACAAAAAAGCCAAGGAAAAAGAUGGGCCUGAAAAUAUCCGUAGUCUCUAACACAGAAACUGACCAGCAGGAGCCUGACAAAAAGACCCCAAAACCGAAACCCCCCAAAAAGACACCUGCCAAAAAGAUACCACAGAAAAAGGCACCACAGAAAAAGCCAGUGGUCUCGAGCAUAGACAGUGACAAGGGGCUUAUCAAACAGACCCCUGCCAAGAAGACCUCUGCCAAGAAGAUACAAAAGGAAACACCACAGGUCAACUCCACGCCCGCCCCUGCAGUCCCGGAACUGAGGGAGACCCCAGAGGAGCCUGAAACCACCCCUAGUGGCAGACCCAAGCGGAGGGCAGCAAAAGCUGCAUUGCAGUACCUCCGUACCCUGGCCAAGGAGGUAUACAACCAACCUGACAAUGGUACUAAGAACGACUGGGAGUCUAGCCCAGUCCCCAGCCCCAGCUCAACCCAGCCCCAGAAACGGACCAGAGGCAAGGGCAAGAAGAGGAAGGCCCCUGAUUUUGACAGUGACAACGCUGCAGAGGAUGUGGACUUUGUUCCAGAAAAUCAAGACACUGAGGCGGAAAGUGAGGAUGAAGAUACUCAAGAAGACUUAGACUUGGAGAAGAGGCACACACCACUGAAAGACCUUAGAUCCAGACGCAUUUCCAGAGGUCUUUCAAGUCAAGUUCGAUACCAUGGUAAUUCCCCCAAUGGACUGUCAAACAACAUGAUGGGACCCAUCUGGAUGUGCACCAAAACCACCAAGACCUUCCGUGAUGAACACUGUAACGAAUGGGUCUUUGCUGAGUGGAUGCCUUCAGAGAAGGAUUGGCAUUGCUUGUCGGACAGUGAGGCUGAGAAGUAUCUACCGCAGGAGAUGAUGUCAACAGCCUUCACCUUCUCCAGAGAGGGCAUCAGGGAGGAGACUCCUCUGCACAGAAUGAAGAGGUUUGAGUGCCUGCCACCCCACCCUGAGCGCUGGGACAUGCUAUUCUAUACGGGCGGCCCGGUGUGGGCCAUGGACUGGUGCCCCUCCCCCGAUGGCGCCCCUGCCAGCCAGUACGCUGCCAUCUACUGCCACAGGAACCUGGACGACCAGCACAGGAUGAAUGAGUUGUACACCAAACCUGGACUCAUCCAGAUUUGGGACCUGGGACAACUCCAGUACAACACCAGUCCCCAGUCCUCUCCACGACUGGCUUAUGCUAUUGCCCAGGAUAAAGGCUUUGUGUGGAACCUGAAGUGGUGUCCAGGAGGAGCCUGGGAGCUGCCCACCACUAACAGGAAGGCUCCUCAUAUGCCCAGACUGGGUCUCCUGGCUGCCUCCACAUCAGAUGGCCACAUCACUAUCUACAGCCUGCCUCACCCCAACACACUAAUGGCCCGCAGGAAACACACCGCUAAAGGUGGAGCCUGCCCAACACUGAUGAUCUGCCAGGUACAGGGUGUGAUCACUCUGAAGCGGGGCUCCUUCAAGACCAACCACGACGAAAAGAAUAACCAGGUUCUCUCCAUGGACUGGCUGCCUGUCAAACCUCACAACAUCCUGGCUGCUGGCUUCUAUGAUGGUACGGUGGCCCUGUGGAACCUGUCCAGUAAGUCUAUUCUGCAGCGGGUGCGCGCUCCAGACCGCUCCUUCACCCUCUACCCCUACCACUGCUUCAUCGCCCACGACAACGCCACCCGCGCCCUCAGUUUCUGCCACGCAUCCAGAGACCUCAUGGUGACGGCGGGUGAUGACAGGCUGGUGAAGAUGUGGGACCUGAGGAGGACCUGGGAGCCCUGCCAGUCCUUCAAGCGCUUCCUCUCCACCGAGGCGGCCUGGCCCCUGCACUGGGCUGGGGUCUUCAUCUCUCAGGAGAGCACCUACGCCACGUUUGGCCAACAUGGACUCAAUUACUUUGACUCGGGGUAUCUGGGCUUCAAGCCACUCUUUCUGGUGCCACGGAAAGGGACCAUGUGGAGCCUGUCGAUCUCUGAUUGGCUGAACACAGCUGUGACGGCGGACUCGGUGGGAGACGUGAUCAUGGUCCUAAUACCCAACCUGUUCAACAACCCCUGCUACCUCAAACGAUCCAUCGAUCGCAGAUUCCCUGUGUUCAGAACCGAAAUGGUCCAAUUGAAAGAAGAAGUUGAGGAGAAUGAGGGAGGAGUUGGAGAGGAAGGAAGUGGUUCCACCAGUAACGGAACAUCUCAUCAUAGACCUCAGACCUACAGAGAGACAGCCAAGAAGUACUACCUCCACUACCACGACAUGGACAUGAGAACGUUUAAGAAUGUCCAGAGCCGAGCUCCGUGGAAGCACAUGCAGGUUGCAGAGGCCAAAGGGGGACUGUGUCUGGACCUAAUGCCUUUGGCUUCACUAACUAAGGUCCGUUUCAACCCCAACCUGUGUGCCCAGAGCUGGGUGUUGUCUGGGGGCCAGGCGGGCCUGGUAAGAGCCCACUGCCUCAGGGCCAUGAACAGCUCUCACAUUAACAAGAUGGUGCAGGAGAGCCAGGCCCAGUUCAGCACCAUGUUCCCCCAGGACACGACAGACAGCCAGGGGGACGCCAGUGCCGUCAGACACACCACAGAAAAGCUGUAGGUUCCUGGAGGUCUGCUCCCCUCAGUGUACUGCAGUGUAUACCACUCCCAACUUCCUAAGGACUCAAAUUAGGGCUUCGUUCUAACUUUGGAUCCACACAUAGAACUUCCAUGUCAAAAUGAGAUUUUCAUGGAAGUUUGAGUUACAGGAGUGGAUCUCAUGGUAGGAUCCAGCUCCCAAGGAAUGUGAUUGGCUGCUUUGUUUGGACAGUAAGCCCACUGUGUUUUUAUCUUCUGCAAGACCACAAUGUUUUUAUAUUUAACUUAUUUCCAGACGAAAAAACACACGCUAUUUUGCUAGAACUUGUAAAUGUUUUACUAUUAUUUUAUAUAAACAUUUUCUUUUGGUGUGAAUACAUUGUGAACUGAGGACUGACUUGAAGGGUUCUUAUAGAACCCAAACUUGGCGUCAUUGCAAAGCUAUAGCACUUUAGGGUUUUUCUGUUCAUUCAUUCUGAUUAUAUUCUGCCUUUCUUGCCGCUGUUCCUUUUCUAUCACACACUUUCAGGUCCAUGACUUCUGUAUAUCAGGUAUAAACCAUGUUUUAGAUUUAGUCUUUAGUCUCUAAGUCUUUGUCUGUCAAUGUCUGUUUAUUAAAAUUAUAUUUUCAGUCUUUUCUAAAUCUCAUAUUCCCAUAUAUUUUUAUAUAAGUCUAAAGGAGUACCAGGGGCCUGGGUCAAGGCCUCCUGUAGUUAGUAAAUGUACUGAAAGUCUGUUGUUAAGCGUGGACUUAGUUACUGUGAUAAACGCCUGAUGUGUGUAACUAAUCAUGGGUUAUCUCUGCAGUGAUCCAUCCAUGCGUAAUAGAGGCUCCAUUCUAUGUGACUUAUACCUCAAUUAAGAGCUGAUGAUGGCGGAAAAUGGUCCAGGGAGGAUGGGACUCAGCGGUAAUAAAACAGCAGCAGUAAAAGACUAUUAGCAGUACUGCCUUAUAGACUGCAGCAUAUCAGCGGUGAAGCAUGAUCUGUUCUCAGCGGAUAGAAUGGAGACUCAAUGUUCUUUAGUUUAUCAUACUACUGUUCUGAAAAUGUUCAUGAAUUUGAAAACUUUAAAAUGGACUGGGCAUCAAUGAUUUCAA
This is a messenger RNA of Salvelinus namaycush (lake trout), 4343 nucleotides long. Its product is annotated as general transcription factor 3C polypeptide 2-like. Gene Ontology annotation, molecular function: protein binding. Gene Ontology annotation, biological process: transcription by RNA polymerase III. The transcript has 20 exons. NCBI's taxonomy places the organism in Eukaryota, Metazoa, Chordata, Actinopteri, Salmoniformes, Salmonidae. Bases 123 to 3266 code for a protein of 1047 amino acids. Gene Ontology annotation, cellular component: transcription factor TFIIIC complex. The record is from RefSeq and is a predicted model, not a curated record.